Molecule: messenger RNA, 954 nt
Organism: Carica papaya (papaya)
Lineage: Eukaryota; Viridiplantae; Streptophyta; Magnoliopsida; Brassicales; Caricaceae
Source: RefSeq, a predicted model, not a curated record
CUUGAAAAUAGAUCUGGGUUAUCUGAAACUCCUGCCAAAUCAUCACCAGCAACUCCUAGAGUUAGUAAACUAAGUAGGGGAGUGACUAAAUCAGAAACUGAUUCACCCUCUUCCCUCCAAAAUUCACGCCUUUCAGUCGAACGCUCCCCACGAUCCAUUAAUUCGAAGCCCACAAUCACCCGGUCGCCCAAGGUUGCUACACCUCCUGAAAAACCACAAGCACGGGUUGCAAAGAGUUCGGAGUUACAGGCUCAGUUGAGUCAGCUGCAGGAAGAUCUGAAGAAAACCAAGGAGCAGAUAGCAUUGAUUGAGAAAGAGAAAGAGAAAGCCCUUGACGAAUUGAGAGACGCACAAAAAGUAUCUGAAGAUGCAAAUGAGAAACUCCGGGAGGCUUUGGUUGCUCAAAAACGAGCAGAGGAGGAUUCUGAGAUUGAGAAAUUCCGAGCUGUUGAAAUGGAGCAGGCAGGAAUUGAAGCUGCUCAGAAGAAAGAAGAAGAAUGGAGAAAAGAGCUUGAAUCCAUUCGAAACCAACAUGCUCUUGACGUUGCUGCUCUACUCUCUACCACUCAGGAACUCCAGAGAGUGAAACAAGAGCUUGCCAUGACUUCUGAUGCAAAGGAUCAGGCCCUGAGCCACGCAGAUGAUGCAACUAAGAUUGCUGAGAUGCACGCUGAGAAAGUGGAGAUUCUCUCAUCUGAGUUGACCCGGUUGAAGGCAUUGCUUGAUUCAAAGCAUGAAUCUGAGGCCAUCGAAAACAAUGAGGCAGUGCUGAAACUUAAGUCAGAGAUAGAUAUUUUGACGCAUGAACUUGAUAAAGCAAGAAGUUUUGAGAAGAAGUUGAUAGAAAGAGAGGCUACUAUUGAGCAGCUUAAUGUUGAUCUAGAAGCUGCAAGGAUGGCUGAAUCUUAUGCACGUAAUUUAGUAGCCGAGUGGAAACACAGAAGUAGGUUUUAA